GUAAAAAAAUAUUGUGUUUUCAACUGUGAAAAAAGAAUAGGGUACUAGCCUUUAGGGAUUAACCGAUAACUUGCUACUUUAUCAUCCCUACUUGAAUUAAUCGAUUAGUUCAAUGGGAUUUGUUUUUCCUUCCCAUCCUUAGAUUUGUUUUGUUGUUGUAAACAAAAAUGAGUUCAAAUCCAGAUCUGAUAAAUAGUUGCCGGGUUUGUAGACAUCCUAAUCAAGAUGAUGCAGAUUAUGAAUGUCUAUUUGAAGAAGUCACGACAAAUGAGGCAACGUCUCCACCAACAGCACCUGCUUUAUCUAAUGCUGGGAGAUUGUAUGACUCUCUGGUUUGUGAGAUUACCCCGGAGACAUACGACUACUAUCCGCGCUAUCUUUGCAAUAGUUGUUGCCUACAAAUGAAAUUGUUUAAGAAACUUAGAGACAAGGCCCUUAAUACCUUAAAAAUGUUGGAGGGGCUAUACGAAGAGGAUGUGUUACCACAAAAAGAAGAGAAACUCCUAAGCGACGAUGAGGAGGUAUAUAAUGAAGAGCAAAUAACAAUAGAAGAUUUGGUGGAGGAGGAGAAUGUGAGUGUUGACGCAAGUCUUAAAGAGGUUUCAUAUAUAAGUACACAGACAGAAAUCUGCAUAAAAGGAGAAUCGGAAAACGUACUCUCAGAGGGCGUAUUUUUAAUUCCAGUGUCUAUACAGAAGACAACAAUAAAUGAAACAGACCCCAUACAAUUGAAUCCAACAAACGAAGACAUGAAAACUGAGGAGGAUGAAGCCAUUUCAGAAGCUGCCGAAUUAGCCCAUUGUGCAGGGCUAGAUAAAUCAGAUUAUGUACUUGAGAUAUAUAAAGUACUGGAUGAUGGUGCAACGCAAACUACAAUCAGCCAAUCUGAAGCGGACACAAAUGAUUUAGAAAAUUAUGUGAUGGAAGAUAACCUAGGCUCGCAAAUUGAUGAAAGCGAAGAGCAAUGUUUAGAUAGGAGCACUCUUGCCACCUCCGAAGGGGAGGAUUUAAGAGAAAUCUCUAAAAUUCGCAGUAAAAUAGGCAUACCCUUUCAUGAAAAAAAUAAAAUGUAUUCUUGUACCGAAUGCAGUGAAUUGUUUUCCUGUUCUAGGCAAUUCAAACAUCAUAAAACUUAUGUUCAUGUACAAACCUAUGCUUGCAAGGUAUGUUCGACUAUCUUAAAGUCAUCACGGGGUCUUGCUACUCAUAUGAAGCUCCAUGAUAAGAAUCCUGCAUACAGCUGUGAAAUGUGCCAAAAGACAUUUUCACAAAAAGCCCACUUUGAAUAUCACAUGAAUAGGCACAACAAUAUAAGGCAAUUUCAGUGUGAUCAGUGCGAAAAAGCAUUCUUAACAAAAUCAGAUCUUAGAUCUCAUCAGAGGCGUCACAACACGAAUUAUCGGCCUCAUGUUUGUCAUACCUGUGGAAAAUCGUAUAUAUCAGCCGAGCAUUUGCGAACACAUGCCCUUAAACAUACGAAUAUUAGCUUCAGGUGUGACCAUUGUCCACAACAAUUUGCCAAUCCCAAAACACUAAGACAGCAUGUGAGUUCUAUACAUGCGGCAGAACCAAGAUUUAAAUGUGAAAUUUGUAUGAAACCAUUUCGACGGAAACAUCACUUACAGUAUCAUAUGAGAUUGCAUCCGGGAUAUAAUUCUAACUAUGAAAGAUUUGAUAUUGAUAAUCCUGAUGAAAUGUCUAGCAAUGUAGAUGAUGAAGAUGAUAUUAUAAAGGAUCCUGGAUUCGUGGCAUUGGAUGGGGAUACCAUUUUAAUGUAAAUAAAAAACUAUAAAGAGAAAUAUGUAAGAAUUAUUUUUAAAAAUAAAAACGUUCUGUUACAUUGGAGACAGUUCUCUCCGGAUUGCAA
This is a messenger RNA of Stomoxys calcitrans (stable fly), 1867 nucleotides long. RefSeq names its product oocyte zinc finger protein XlCOF8.4. Gene Ontology annotation, molecular function: RNA polymerase II cis-regulatory region sequence-specific DNA binding; DNA-binding transcription factor activity, RNA polymerase II-specific. The coding region runs from base 168 to 1778 and encodes 536 amino acids. Lineage: Eukaryota; Metazoa; Arthropoda; Insecta; Diptera; Muscidae. The transcript has 3 exons. Gene Ontology annotation, biological process: regulation of DNA-templated transcription. The record is from RefSeq and is a predicted model, not a curated record.